CGCACCUGCGGGCGGGGCGGUCAGUGCGGGCGGCGGCGCGGCGGGAGCGGCCAUGGCGGCGGCGCGGCUCGGCGCGGGGCCCGGCCCGCUGCCGGUGCUGCUGCUGCUGCUCUGCGCGGCCGCCGGGUCCCUGGUGGGAGCCCAGAUCACCUCCGAGACCAAAGAAGUGCCUGAAAACCAGUCCGUGGACAUCCCCUGCUCGGCGUACCGCUCCCAGGGCAGCGACGCGCGCAUCGAGUGGAAGUUUCAGAAGGGCUCGUCGCUGGUGCUGUUCUACUACGGGGGUCAGCUCACAGAGCCGUACAAAACCCGCGUGCAGUUCUCGCUCACUUCCAUCCACUUCACGACGGUGACGCGGGCCGACACGGGCAAGUACAUCUGCGAGGUGGUUGGGGACAACAGCCAGAUCGCCAGGUCGGAAGUGAACCUCAUCGUGCAAGUGCCUCCCUCCAAGCCCGUGGCGCACGUGCCCACCUCGGCCACCAUCGGCAGCAAGGCCCUGCUGCGCUGCACCGAGACGGACGGCUCGCCGCCCCCCACCUUCCAGUGGUACAAGAACAGCAUGUUGAUGCCCGCCGACCCCAAGACCAGCCUGACCUUCAGGAACUCCUCCUACACCCUGGACUCCACCACGGGGGUGCUGACUUUCGAGCCCGUGAGCAGCUUCGACACCGGUGACUACUACUGCGAGGCGUCGAAUAAUGUGGGAUCUGCCCAGAAAUCGGAGGCUGUCCACAUGGAAGCCAGCGAAGUCAACGUGGGCGGCAUCGUGGCCGCCGUCGUGGUCCUGCUGAUGGUGCUGGCCCUCGUGGCCUUCGGCGUCUGGUUCGCCUACACGCGGGGCUUCUUCAGCAGUGACACCGCUGGCAAGAAGGUCAUUUACAGCCAGCCCUCGCACCGGAGCGAGGGAGAGUUCAAACAGACGUCGUCCUUCCUGGUGUGAAGCCUGCGGGAGCCGCCGCUCCUCCCUCCCCAAGGACUGUUGUAAAUGUUUCCGAAUUACUGUAGCUAUGACAUGAUUUUAACUUUUUUUAAGUGUCACAUGGUGCCUUUUCAGUGUCACUUCAGACCCCCUUGAUUUUUUCUCAGGGGAGGUCUCGUCUUUCCUCCCCGGCCACCCAAUGCCUUAUUCUCUCCCCCUACGUCCCAGCGGGACCCACGUCCCGGCCGCGGCUCGGAGGGGCCGGUGCUGCCCCUGGCCCCGGGCUCCUUCCUCCCGGUGCUCUGCUCAUCAUCGUCAUCGUCGCCGCUGCGUGCUGAGGCCGGGGCCGCCGUGGGUGGUUCUGCCGUGUUCUUGCCGCGCUCCCAGGAGAGCUGGGGGGCUCCGGCUCCCCCGGGCCGAGGGCUGAGAUGCCCCUCGGAGGGGACGGAGCUGGGAGCUGGUGUCACCCCGCGUCCCACCUCGGGGGCCGGGGCUGCGUCACCCGCGGCUGCUCUUGGGGCUGACGUGGCCCCCGGUCCCAGUCGCCCUCCGUCAACCGGGCGCCCCGGGCCCAGGGCCGAGCUGUUUCCUCCCAAAACAGUCGUAACCACUUGUGUGAUGACUUCUGGUUUCCGUUGCUGGCAAUAAAUAAACCUGUGUCCUGGUA
Molecule: messenger RNA, 1589 nt
Organism: Dromaius novaehollandiae (emu)
Lineage: Eukaryota; Metazoa; Chordata; Aves; Casuariiformes; Dromaiidae
Gene: F11R
Product: F11 receptor
Exons: 9
Coding region: 53-943 (296 amino acids)
Biological process (GO): intestinal absorption; establishment of endothelial intestinal barrier; cell adhesion
Cellular component (GO): bicellular tight junction
Source: RefSeq, a predicted model, not a curated record